AGGGAGGGUGGGUGGGUGGUGGGAGAUCUCUGCGCCCGAGGCGGGUGGGGAGACUGAAGGGGGGAUGGGGGCGGAGCCAACGGUGCUCUUGCUGUCUGGGAUUGAUGGAUGAGAUGAGUGCUCCCGAUGCUUGCGUUUGAGACCGACAGAGACGGAGCGAGAGGAAAGGAGCGCGUGUUCCUGUGCAAACCGCCCGUGCGGCCCCAGUUUUCUCAUUCUGCGCCCGGGACAGGCAAAGGCGCGAGAGGAGCCGGGAUCCUUGGCUUGCGUCAGCAACCAGCCCCAACCGGCGCGUUGUGCUAUCAUGUGCGGCGGGGCAGCCCCUCGCUAGCCGGCCCAGGCAGCAUGGCUCCGAAGAAGCUGGCGGCGUCGGGCGGCGCGUGGCUGCGAGCGGGAGCUUGCCUCUUGGCCUGGGCGGCCUUUUGCCCUGUCCAGGCGAGCGCCUGUCCCACGCCGUGCGCCUGCAGCGGCACGACUGUCGACUGUCACGGGCUGGGGCUCCGCAGCGUCCCCAAGAACAUCCCGAGGAGCUCAGAAAGGCUGGAGCUGAAUGGGAACAACAUCACCCGUAUCUACAAAAAUGACUUUGCUGGGCUGAAACAGCUGCGAGUUCUGCAGCUGAUGGAAAACCAGAUCAGUGUGGUGGAGCGAGGGGUGUUCGACGACAUGAAAGAGCUGGAGCGACUACGUCUGAAUCGGAACCAGCUGCACACUUUGCCAGAACUUCUGUUCCAGAAUAACCAGGCAUUGUCACGGCUGGACUUGAGCGAGAACCUCCUUCAGGCUGUUCCCAGGAAGGCUUUUCGUGGAGCUACUGAUCUCAAGAACUUGCAGCUAGACAAGAACCAUAUCAGUUGCAUUGAGGAAGGGGCCUUUCGUGCUCUUCGUGGCCUGGAAGUUUUGACUCUGAACAACAACAACAUCAGCACCAUCCCCAUCUCCAGCUUCAACCAUAUGCCCAAACUGCGCACCUUUCGCUUGCACUCCAAUCAACUAUUCUGUGACUGCCAUUUGGGUUGGCUUUCCCAAUGGUUGCGCCAACGCCCCACUAUUGGGCUUUUCACACAGUGUGCGGGCCCUGCUGCUCUGCGUGGCCUCAACGUUGCAGAGAUUCAGAAGAAUGAAUUCAGCUGUUCAGGCCAGAUUGAUGCUACCAGGACUCAAAUCUGCAGUUUUUCAUCAGGUUCCUGUCCUGCCAUGUGCACCUGCAGCAAUGGCAUUGUGGACUGUCGUGGCAAGGGGCUGACAGCCAUUCCUGCCAACUUGCCUGAGACCAUGACUGAGAUACGCUUGGAACUCAAUGGCAUCAAGUCUAUCCCGCCUGGAGCCUUCUCAUCAUAUAAGAAACUACGUAGGAUAGACCUGAGCAACAACCAGAUCUCAGAGAUUGCCCCUGAUGCCUUCCAAGGCUUGCGCUCACUCAACUCUCUAGUCUUGUACGGGAACAAGAUCACAGAACUGCCCAAAGGGGUAUUCGGGGGCUUGUAUGCACUACAACUACUGCUCCUGAAUGCCAACAAGAUUAACUGCAUCCGGGCAGAUGCUUUUGCUGAUCUGCAAAACCUGUCGCUGCUCUCACUGUAUGACAACAAGAUCCAGACCCUUGCCAAGAGCACCUUUGCCACCCUGCGAGCCAUCCAGACCCUCCAUCUGGCCCAGAAUCCCUUUAUCUGCGACUGCAACUUGAAGUGGCUGGCAGACUUCUUGCGUGCCAAUCCUAUUGAGACAAGUGGUGCUCGUUGUGCCAGUCCCCGCCGCCUCGCAAACAAGCGCAUUGGACAGAUCAAGAGCAAGAAAUUCCGCUGCUCCCCCAAAGAGCAGUAUUUCAUUCCAGGUACAGAGGAUUACCAGUUGAACAGUGAAUGUCACAGUGAUGUUGUCUGUCCACCCAAGUGCCGUUGUGAAGCCAAUGUGGUGGAGUGUUCCAACCUGAAGUUGACGAAGAUCCCAGAACGCCUCCCACAGGCCACAGCUGAACUGCGGCUGAACAACAAUGAGAUCACAGUGCUAGAAGCCACAGGCAUCUUUAAGAAGCUCCCACACAUAAAGAAAAUAAACCUAAGCAACAACAAGGUGUCAGAGAUUGAGGAUGGGGCCUUUGAAGGGGCAGCCUCAGUCACUGAGCUGCACCUAACCGCUAACCAGCUGGAGUCAGUGCGCAGCGCCAUGUUCCGGGGCCUUGAUGGGAUGCGGACACUGAUGCUGAGGAACAACCGUAUCAACUGUGUCCACAAUGACAGCUUCACAGGGCUGCGCAAUGUGCGCCUUCUCUCACUGUAUGACAAUCAGAUCAGCACUAUUGCACCUGGCGCUUUUGACACAUUGCAGUCACUCUCCACUCUGAACCUGCUGGCUAACCCCUUCAACUGCAAUUGUCGUCUGGCCUGGUUGGGUGACUGGCUUCGUAGGCGGAAGAUUGUGACUGGGAACCCACGUUGCAAUAAUCCAGACUUCCUACGUCAAAUCCCACUGCAGGACGUGGCCUUCCCCGACUUCAGGUGUGAGGAAGGUCAGGAGGAGACAACCUGCUUCCCACGUCCUCAGUGCCCCCAGGAGUGCACUUGCCUAGACACUGUUGUUCGCUGCAGCAACAAGCACCUGAAAUCCCUCCCCAAAGGGAUCCCCAAGAAUGUCACAGAGCUCUACUUGGACGGCAACCAAUUCACCCUGGUCCCUGGACAGCUCUCCACUUUCCGUUACCUACAGCUGGUGGAUCUGAGCAACAACAAGAUCAGCUCUCUCAGCAACUCAUCCUUCACCAAUAUGAGCCAGCUCACCACCUUGAUUCUCAGCUACAAUGCGCUGCAGUGUAUCCCCCCACUGGCCUUCGAGGGUCUUCGUUCACUACGGCUGCUGUCCCUCCAUGGAAAUGAUAUCUCUACACUUCCUGAGGGGAUCUUUGCUGAUGUUAUCUUCUUAUCACACCUAGCCAUUGGUGCCAAUCCACUGUACUGCGAUUGCCACAUGCGCUGGCUCUCAGGCUGGGUCAAAACUGGCUACAAAGAGCCUGGCAUUGCCCGUUGUGCUGGCCCUGCUGAUAUGGAGGGUAAACUGCUGCUCACCACUCCUGCCAAAAAGUUUGAAUGCCAAGAGCCUCCUCCCCUGAUCAUCCAGGCUAAGUGUAACCCCUGCCUCUCCAGUCCCUGUCAAAACAGGGGCACUUGUCAACAGGGCCCUCUGGACUCCUACCGGUGUAUCUGCCUCAGUGGCUACAAGGGCCCAAACUGCAAACUCUCUGUUGAUGGCUGCUCCAGCAGACCCUGUGAGAAUGGUGGGAUCUGCUUGUCUCACGAAGAUGAUGGAGUCAGCUUCAUGUGUUCCUGUGCAGAUGGAUUUGAAGGGCCAACCUGCAGUCUAAAGACAAUCAACUGCAAUAAUCACAACUGCAAGAAUAGUGGCACAUGCAUUAAUGGUUCCAGCAAUUACACAUGCUUAUGCCUUCCAUUCUAUACAGGGACUUACUGUGAGCAGCUGAUGGAUGUCUGUUCCCCGGAACUCAGCCCCUGCCAGCAUAAUGCCAUAUGCAAGGCCUUCCCUGAUGGACCCAAAUGUGAAUGCAUGCCCGGCUAUGUGGGGGAUAACUGCAGUGUGGACUAUGAUGACUGCCUGGACCAUCGCUGCCAGAACAAUGCCAAAUGCUUUGAUGAACCAAAUGGGUACUCCUGUCUUUGUACUGAAGGCUAUAGUGGCCAGCUUUGUGAAAUUCCACCUCAUGGCUCCCUCCAACCCAGCCCCUGUGAGAGAGCAGAGUGCCAGAAUGGUGCCAACUGUGUGGAGCUAGGCAAUCGUGCCUUAUGCCAGUGCCUUCCUGGCUUUGGAGGGCCCAAAUGCGAGAAGCUGCUGAGUGUUAAUUUUGUGGAUAGGGACACAUACCUCCAAUUCACUGAUCUGCAAAACUGGCCGAGUGCCAACAUCACUCUACAGGUCUCCACGGCCGAAGAUAAUGGGAUCCUCUUGUAUAAUGGGGACACUGACCACAUGGCAGUGGAGCUAUACCAAGGCCAUGUGCGUGUUAGCUAUGACCCAGGCACCUACCCCAGCUCUGCCAUUUACAGUGCAGAGACCAUCAAUGACGGACAGUUCCACACUGUAGAGCUGGUGACAUUUGAGCGGAUGGUAAACCUCUCCAUUGAUGGAGGUGACCCCAUGACCAUGGACGGCUUUGGCAAGGCCCACACGCUAAACUCUGAGGCUCCACUCUAUGUUGGGGGGAUGCCCGUAGAUGUGAACUCUGCUGCCUUCCGCCUCUGGCAGAUCCUGAAUGGUUCCAGCUUCCACGGCUGUAUCCGAAAUCUCUACAUCAACAAUGAACUACAGGACUUUACUAAGACCCAGAUGAAGCCAGGAGUGGUGCCUGGCUGUGAGCCUUGCCGCAAGCUCUACUGCCUGCAUGGAAUUUGCCAACCCAACACUGCUCAUGGUCCCGUUUGCCACUGUGAUCCAGGCUGGGUUGGUCCUCAUUGUGACCAGCCCAUUAGCAACCCUUGCCAGGGUCACAAAUGUGCACAUGGAAUCUGCAUGCCUCUUGAUGCACUCUCCUAUAGUUGUCAGUGCCAGGAUGGCUACAAGGGCGCCUUAUGUAACCAGCAAGGGGAACUCCACAACCCAUGCAAGAACUUACAAUGUGUUCAUGGUCAGUGCCAGAUCUCAGACACAGGCGAGGCCUACUGCGAAUGCAAUGGAGGAUUCGAUGGUGACCUCUGUGACCAAGAGUCGGAGUGCCGGGGUGAAGCUGUGCGAGAUUUCCAUCAGGUCCAGCGAGGCUAUGCCAUUUGCCAGACAACACGGCCUGUCUCCUGGGUGGAGUGUCGGGGAUCAUGCCCAGGACCAGGCUGCUGUGCAGGACUGCGUCUUAAGCGCAGGAAAUACACCUUUGAGUGCAGUGAUGGCUCUUCCUUUGUGGAGGAGGUGGAAAAACCCAGCAAAUGCGGCUGUUCCCAGUGCAUGUAGCCUCCAGCAAGGGACAGGCCAGAGCCAUAGACCACUGGGCCAGGCCUGCCCUAACAGAGGCCUUGGGAACAUACUUGGCAUCUCCAUUUGCCCCUGUUGCUGUUUGGGAGAUGGGUGGGGUAGGAUUCUGAGUUGGGCAAUGGAACAGCUCCUCUGGCAUGCCGACAAUGGCUUUUCUGGAUGGACCAGAUAAAGGUAUAGAUAGAAGACUUUUGCUGGAAAAUCCAGCCCAAUGGAUGUAUUUAUAUCCAGCACUGACUCUGGGGCCACUACUUGUGCACAGUAUGGAUUUUUGUCAAGCCUGCCCAUGCCUGCUUGUUUUGCCCAGUGUGAGCCUUGAGAGGCCAUGUCCACAGCUCAUGCCUAGGCCCAGGAUCCUGCCAUUUCAUACCUUAUCAUUUUACCUGGUGUUGGAGCCUGCCGAUCUUCACCGUGAUGCGUUUUCCUUUGCUGGGCAGUUUUGCUUUUUCUCUUGUUGAAUAGCCACCCUUCGUACUCUUACUGCCUGCUCAUUGCAAUCUCAUCGUCUGUUUACAGAGCUAAAUUGUAAGCAAUGUAGAGGCAGCAAGCAGGGGGAAAGGCAAGAGGGAUAUGUGCUACAGGACAACAGAGGACAAAGUAUCUGAGGUGAAUGGGAAGGGGCUGCUUAAACAGCUGCCUGCUAUACCCGAUAGUCACAAGGAAGUGAUGUGUAAAAGCAGCUUAACCUUGGGGCUGCAGUGUGGUCCUUGGUUCAGAUGUGCCCUCACCUAUUAGCAAAAAGGAGCCAUGCUUAAUCCAGGUUGUAUGAGCCACCAGCAUUAUCAAGACUUACCAUCCCUUCCCUAGUUUUGAAAUCCUAUGCUCACGUACCUGGGAGUUAGCACAAUUGAACACAAUGAGACAACUGCUGAGUAAGGAUGUGUGGGAUCUCAUUGCAUGAAGGCUGGGGUAUCCUUGGCUAGUUGUUUUCCCAUUGUAGGUCUGCUGGAUGGGACAGGGAGUCGUGACCCCAGUUCCAUUCCCCCCGUUGUAAAUCCUGCCAUUUCCAUGAUAUAACUACAGCAACAGGGAGAGACAUAGGCUUCUCUGGUUCCUCCUAUACCAUCACCAUUCCACAGUGCAAAAUUAUCUUCUGUCUAAAUGUCAUCCGGUUUGCUAUAACAAAAGGUCUGGAUAUUUGAGUCGUGCCUGUUCAGCAACAGCUGCCACCUCUAGGAUAAUCAUUUUCAUACCCAUCAUGCUCGUUUACAUCUGCCUUUUAGAAGAGGAGGGGGGAUGAAUCACAAGUCUCUCUUGUACUCAGUUUGCUGUAGCAUUAUUCUUCAAAAAUGCAACAUCAUACAUCAGGCCCACCCAUGAAGUACCAUUGCCCUCUUGCGAUGGGGAGUGGGGCCAGGUAAGUCAGCCACUGCCUGCAACAAAAGCAGAAGCACAGGUUUCCAAAGUCCAUGCUAUAGAUUGUUUAUCCAGGGCACAGAUGGGGUUAGGCUUGUGCCACAGCAUCCGAAGAAAUAAGGUGGAGCUCCAACAUCUAAGCAUGUAAAAUAAACCAUGCUGACAGUAUCUCCUCUUGCUAGGUUUCCAAAUCCUUGUUUGAUAAAGGAUUUUUAGGCUUGACCCUGGACAAAAGAGCUUCAAAUUGGUCAGAUACUUUGGAUCUAACUUAUUCUGAGAAAAAGUAAUUUGCAUUUCUCACCGAUAGCUACUAACCAAUAAGCAAAAUCAGUCGACUGGAAAAACCAACCAGAUUUCACCAAAUUCUGCACAUGAACAGCUAAAGCGGAAAACUCUGAUCUAUAUAAAUCAAGCAAAUGUAAUUUGCUUCUGUUGGGUGGGUGGGCAAAAGAAAUAUAUAGGAUACAGAGGCUGAAUGUCCUCGCCACUGGAAAUGCUACUCAUCCAGCUUGGGCUUUUGAGACGUCAUCAGACAGAGGCUUUGAAGUGUGUAGGAAACCUUUCUUCAAUUAAAGAUAAGAUUCUUAGGAUGCUGAAAUUCUCACCCAGUAGCCCUGCUGAGUAUCCGGUUGCUGAGAAACCAUCCUCUCUCUGGUGCAAGUCUCAAGGCCUUGGCUCUACAUGUGUUCUUGUUUCCAGGGGAACCUCAGCAGCCUCAGCCAGGUGCCUGUUCCUUGAAACCUAUGGAUCAUAUUUUUUACAGAAGGGUCUCCUAAAAGGUGGCUGUUUGGCUCGAGCCUGAAAGCAUGUGGUACAAGUAAGCUCAAGGUUGAAGCUUUCUAAGAGGUAUACUGGAUAACAGUCUAAGUGAGAGAAAAGAGGUGGCAUACUUUGGACGAGUGCUCUCAGGACACUCCUAGUAUAAAACAGAUGGGUUAUUAUAAGCACAUAUGUUUUGAGCUACGGGUAAAACAGCAGUAAGAAAGCUAUCCUCAGCUCCUGUAGAAAAACAAGGGGAUGACUAGUUCCAGAGGCCUCUACAGGGAUUCCCACUGUGUGUGUUUUGUGCAUGCACGCGCCAGCCAUAUAGAAACUGCUAACUUUGACAUUACUGAAGGUUACGAGGCAAUGGCUGAGGAGUAAAACUAAAUGACAGCAGAGCUUAAUCUGCCCUCUAGUACUAAAAGCCUUGACCAGUGUGUUUUGCUGACGGGUAUAGCAGGAAACACUAGUGAAGCUAAAUAAAAUUUGAACAGAACAUGAUCUGCAGGGCCAUUAUUUCAAAACCUGGUUUUGCCAUCUUAAGCAUCUAUCAUUUAUAUUUAUUAUAGAAACCCCAAUAAUGUUAAAUGUAUUUUUCUUCCCACUGAGAACGUGCAGCUUUUAAACUUCCAUUUGUAAGGUUCCUAAAUAAGUUACACAAAAUAAACUAAUUAGGGUUUUUGAAAUUUCUUAAGACUUCACAUGUCCAGUAAUAACAAUCACACAUAUCAAACUGCAAAUAUCUUGUUAUGUCUGAAUUUUUACACUGCCUGCCACUUCAGUCCAUACUUUGGUAAUAAAGUGGAUUACCAUGGAUAUAAUUUGAUAGCCAAGUGCCACAAAUGACAAUAUGUUAACUGCUUACUCUGGCAACAUCAUAUACCAGAAAAAUGAGUUUACACUUACCAAUUUUUGAUCGGAACGACGCACAACAGUAAAAGGAAUUGUACUAAACUGCAAACUUUUGGGUUGUAUUCAGCUAACUCCUACUCAGAGUAGACCUACUGAAAUUAAUAAACUUAAGUUAGUCAUGUCUAUGAACUUCAAUGUGUCUACUCUGAGUAGGACUAACAAUGAAUACCACCUCACUUUCAAAUGCUGAAAUUUACACAGUUGAAAUAAUUUUGUCCAAUUGUUUCUUGAAAGAUAUGUG
Molecule: messenger RNA, 8242 nt
Organism: Rhineura floridana
Lineage: Eukaryota; Metazoa; Chordata; Lepidosauria; Squamata; Rhineuridae
Gene: SLIT1
Product: slit guidance ligand 1
Exons: 37
Coding region: 127-4950 (1607 amino acids)
Biological process (GO): negative chemotaxis; axon guidance
Molecular function (GO): Roundabout binding; heparin binding; calcium ion binding
Source: RefSeq, a predicted model, not a curated record